This is a messenger RNA of Amoebophrya sp. A25, 3830 nucleotides long. The record is from the annotation of a GenBank genome assembly. Lineage: Eukaryota; Dinophyceae; Syndiniales; Amoebophryaceae.
AAAGAAUCGUUGUGUGACAUGAAAAUAAAGCGGCAGCAACAGGGAGUGAUGGUUCUUAACCAAAGAUAGUUGGUAUUCCCCUUGAUGCCUUUGCCUUUCAACAAAGGGGGCCAUCUAAUAGGAGUAGUGCUCUACCACGUGUGGUUUAAUAUGUACUUUUCGCGGUGUGUGAGGCUCAGGACGUUGCUUAAUCUUGUAAGAAUGUAGACGUUCUCGAAGAUUCCGUCUGCCUGUAACCUCGCAGUAAAUGUUGUGGUAGAUGAGGCCAGCAAAUUAUACAAGAUGAAGACUAAACCUCAGCCAAAGGACGGCGUGAAAAAGUCCUCGUCUUCGGCGAAGGCGAAGACUGCAGCACGGGGAAAAAGUGUCGCGCGAGGGGCAAGUGUAGCGCCAGCGCGGGGCCAAGAAAGUGUAGCACGGGGCAAGAGUGUAGCCAGGGCAAAAGCGGCGGCACCCAAGAAGGCGAGUGGGAAGCCAGCCAAGGUAGAAAAACCUUUGCCAAAGAAACAAGCCCCUGCUGCUCUGAAAACAAAGGCAGCUGCGUCUUCAAAUGCUAGUAGUUCUUCUAGCAAGACCGGAGCUAAUGCCAAUGCGAAGGCCAAGCCUUCAUCUUCCUCUCCAUCAAAGUCGCCUGUCAAAAAGCUUGGUGGAUCACCGUCGACGAAGGCACCUGUAGUGUCUAAGAACUCGCUUAAGAAUAAGAAACAGGCAGCUGGAAUCGGAAAAACAAGUACAACAACUGCUUCGACGACUAAAAGUAAAACCAUAACUUCUUCUACAAGUACAACUACUAAAGGUCGAGGACAGCAGGCAGCGUCUUCAUCUUCUAGCUCAAACAAGUCAAAGACCACAACGGAGAAGUUGAAUCUGAAAUCCAUAAUGAGCGCUGAGCUAGCGGAUUCGGAGUUCCCAGAGGCGAACAAGCAAUUGAAGCCUAUAGGGGAAUUGCGGUCGGUCUUUCUGUCAGUCCCGCAAAGUGAGUGGCCGCGACUAGCGAGCACGCUUCCACCGGAGACGCAUGCGUUGUUUUUCUUAUGGGACUCACUUGGUUGACUUUGGUCGUUUAGAUUUUUUGCUGUCGAAGUUGUUCUUGAAGACGCUCUUCCCAUACUGGUAGAAUGUUGAGUAUGAAAUAAUGAAAAAGGACAACCAUUAUAGAAUCAGGAGUAGUGAAUGCGACAUUUCAGUGAGUUGUCAUCACUCUAUUUUCUUCUAACCAUCCAGUACACGCGAGAGUGUGUCGCAGCUCUGGAACAAUCUAGCAAUUCAGGUCCAGGUCCAAGAGUAAAGGAUGCCUCUGGCGUCACGCAAUGUUCGCCUAGGAGCUUGCCUUUUGCCGGUAGCUAUUUACCACAAAAUCCCACAAUAGCGCAUGACACUUUAGUACCGGUCUGGCGAGCGCCUCCUUCAAGCCUCAAACGAGCAGCAAGUGGUUCUGAUGACAAGGGUUCAGCUUCGGCAAGCCCAACAGCAUCAACGCCUGGCGGUACAACGAGUGGCAAGAAAAAGCCUGGUUCUUCCGGUUCGACGAAAGUGAGGACUUCAAUACCAAAAGGCAAAGGUCCACAGAGAUCGGCAGUUCGUGUCGCAAUUUCGAGUGGUAUUACAGUAGACCACGGACCAGAAUUCCUAUUUGGAGUUGACUUAGACGCUGUGGUCGAACGAAGCCGAGGGCCAUUGCUCGAUGCAGCUUUGCGGGAUAGACGUGCAGCUGCUGCUCGAGGAGCCGCGAGAGGUGCACCUAGAAAAUCAUCUGGGACAUCGAAGAACAACAAAUUUUUAAGGCUCAACUUUCAUUGUUCACCAUUUAAGUAGAUUGAUUGGGGUCACUGCGAUCGAAGAGGGGGCGACCCCUUUAGUAGAGAACAGGGGAAAAGGAACAAGGGGAAAUAAGUGGAGAGGUGUGGGGCCUUUCCCGUUCAGAGUCAGUGACCAAUGACUGCUGACCUCUAAACAAAGGGCUUGAAGAUGGGAACAAAGAUGGCACGUCAGCUGGUGCUGACGGUGCUGGUGGCCUUGACGAGGCUGUCGGUAGCAAGGACAAGAAAGAUGACGAACCCGUGCUUGUUGCCGCAGCACGUCCCGACGAAACAGCCAUUCAAGAGUUGCGAGAAUAUGUCAGAAUUUCCCUCUACGUGAAGGGCGACGACGAAUUCCAGUUUGAGAUUCCGACGAGUGCUCCCAGACGAACCGUCACCGUAAAUGCUGUUCUCGAUCAUGUCGUGAGUUUUUCUAGGCUGUUGCUGUCGAAACCUGCUUCAACCCAGAUGAAGCAAUCCCUGAGCUUUUCUACUGAGUUACAGGAGAAAUUUUGGGACCAACUGUUUCCAGAAGUCAUGCGCAAACUGAAAGUGCAGAAACAAAUCUUCUCCAGUGUCCAAGAUGACUAUCAGUUAGCGCCGCAGGGUGAGGGGGCGAAUAUAGACAUAGACCAGCAGAAGUUUUUGAACGAUGCAAUAGCUAGGGAACGACAGCUAGGGGAGAUGCGGGUAGAGGAGAUUGUUGCUCCAUCUGCAGCAUUUGUGGUCGCGGCGCCAUCUGGCGAAGCGCCUUCGUCGAAAGCGGAAAGGGAAGUUAAGGGUCUCUCUUCAAGUAAAUUUAUAGCGGCUCUUCUCUCACGCUUACCAGUAUUUAGCACUUCAUGGAUUAUGAAUAUCUUUAACAUGUAAUGUCAUCUGUGCGGGCGAUGUGGUCUACGAAUUUAUGUCCCUUCUCCUCCCAUGUCCACCAAGCCCAUAAUGAUUCCUUUCCCGAUAUAAUCGCCUUGUUCUCUCCCUCCCUCUAAGAAAAUCCAACUCACAGAGGACCGAGCCAAGUUGAUACCAGCGACGCGGAUGACAGAUCGUCUGGGAAGGGAAGCCGCGAGAACCAAGGAGUUUGACGAGGCUACCUACACCCGGUACACAGAAACUCGUGCCGAGAUCGGGAAAAGCAAAUCGAAAUUGGCGAAAGUUUUCAAGAUCAAUGCGAAUAAUUUGCAGUCGUUUGCUUUGAUUAUUCAAGAUAGAGUAGCAUGUAUUGUGGAGGCGGUGAACGACUUGCACGAUAAAAAGCUGGAGGACGGCGUUGGAGACCACGAGGAAAGCGAAAAAGAGGAGGCAGCUGCUAAGAUUAUGAUUGGGAUGACUUUGCACUUUUGAAACAACAACAUAUUCCUAUUUACAAUGUCUGUCAUCCAGCUGCAGCCCGUCUCUCUGUCCUGUGAUAAGGAUUUUUUUUCAUCUAUUGCAAGAUUAGACUUUUGACUCUCUAAGGUUCACAAGCUUACUUACAACAACGAAGAACAUCAAACUCGGACACGUGUGCUUCUGCUCUAAAGAGACUCAGAUAUUUCAGAUAGCACCGGCUGUUAUUUGUGGAAAUCCCCUAGUUCCUCUAUAAUCCCCUAGUUCCUAUGUAAUCCCCUAGUUCUUAUGUAUAAGUAAGUUGUACGCCCCCUCAAGCAAACCUCCAACCUUGUUUUCUUCUUCUAAUAACCAAACCAAAGCGAAAAUGGGGAGAGCCGCCAAAGCCAAGCCGAAAGCGGAGCCUGUACUUUCAUCGGAGAUUCGCCGGGACAAGUUGUACACUGAAGUCAUCAAACGGUUAGACGCUAUCGACAAUUUUUUCCUCAUGGAAAGAUACAAGAUCAAAUGGAAAAUGGAGAAAUGAAAGACCACGACCAGCCGCACCAAUAUCGUCUUAAACUAGGAUCUUUUUAAUUCUCUCCUUCUCUGCCUCAUUAACACCGUCCGUGGAAAGAACCAAAUAUCCUUCUAGCAUUUUUUACCCUCUUUAGAGUGAGUCAAACCCCAAGUUUUCGUUUUGACGUUCAUGUGCGUUCGUCAAUG